This is a messenger RNA of Mesorhabditis belari, 1098 nucleotides long. The record is from the annotation of a GenBank genome assembly. Lineage: Eukaryota; Metazoa; Nematoda; Chromadorea; Rhabditida; Rhabditidae.
AUGCGAAAAAGUCGAGAAGAGAACCCCGAGGAUUGGGGUGAUCGACAGAAAUUGGAGAGAUAUAUGGAAAGCAUCAAGAUUGUUGCUCAGCGUCUGGAUUGUCAUUUUGAGCAGUUAACUCUUGUCGACAAUGUGACCAAUGGGGUCAACGCCAUCUUGAAGUCGCCUUUGCCUUGUUUCGAAAAACCGGGUGGUACAAUUCUAUGCACAAAUCUGAUGGAUCAUUUGGUUUCUCAUGCACUUAAAGCUGCAGUUCAACAACGUGGUAUGCAACUGCACACAGUCGAAAUCCCGUUACGGAUUGAGAGCAAAGAAGCAUUAAUUGAUUUAUUUAAAACAGAAAUCGAUAAGGUGCAGGAUUUACGGUUAGCCUUGCUCGAUCACAUCACGAACACACCAGCAAUGACAUUUCCAAUCGAAGAAUUGAUUGAGAAAUUUCAUCAACGAUCUGUUCCCGUUUUAAUUGAUGGAGCUCAUGCACCGAAUCAGAUACCAAAUCUUUCACUGACAAAAUUGGGGUGUGAUUUCUACGUAGGCUCUCUGCACAAAUGGAUGUUUGGGGCAAGAGGCACCGCAUUUGUGUUUGUCAAAAACCAAUCAUCGACAAAUCUCAUCCAACCACCUGUUUCAUGGGGAUAUGUUCCAAGUCCAUCUGAUCUUUCCAAAACGUCAUCAUUUCAUCUCCAAUUCUUUCAUCAGGGAACACGAGAUGAAACAGCUUUUUUUACAAUCCCCAAAGCCAUCGAAUUUAUUGAUUUAAUUUGUGGUGGUAAAGAAAGAAUUUACGAGUACAAUGCAAACUUAAGUCAAAAGGCAAAAGAAAUGUUGGAUGAACGUUGGGGAAAUGAAGAUUCUUUGAUACCGUCAAGUCUGGAGGCGCCUUACAUGAAAAUGAUCAAGUUACCACAUCUUCCUGGUUACAAUAAAAGCGUUGCGGAUGCUUCCCGUUUGUCGGAGAUUCUGCUUGGCUACCAUCAAAUUGUUGUGGUUGUUGUGUGCAUCAAUGAGGAGUUGUUCUUGAGAAUUUCCACUCAGAUUUACAAUUGCAUGGAAGAUUAUCUUUAUUUGGGCAAUGUUAUUGAUGAACUUCGACACGAA